GGAGGCAGCAAGCGAGCAGCGAGCGGGCAGUGUCCGAAGAGGAGCGGAGCCAGUCGGGCUGAAAGGAGCAGAUACCCGCGGCAGACAACAACGCCCCCCUCUCAAGGAGAAGCCAAGCCGUUUUGCUAAGCGUGAGUACCGACUUGUACGUAGUUUGUGGCUGGCUAAGGGAGGGGGGCUAGGCAGCGCUGCUCUUUAUCAGCCCCGGCGGGGCUGCCGCUCGGAACUCAACGCCCCGCUCGAUUCCAAGCAUGGCGAAGCUCCUCCGGGCUCGGGCUAUUUACGACUUUAACUCCGAGAACCCCGGCGAGGUGUCUGUUCGCGAGAACGAGAUAGUAACUUUGCACAGCGAGAAAGACAUCGAGGGCUGGUUGGAGGGCACCAAUAGUAAAGGCGAGAGGGGGCUCGUCCCCGCGUCCUACGUGGAGAUACUGCGAGAGGACGACAACAACGCGUAUCCCGAGUCCCGUUACGCGAACGUGCCGUCCACAGGGAGGGCGGAUAACGCUUUCCCCCCUCCUGCCCAGCAGCAGGUUAACCAGCAGACCAGCGACGAUGACUGGGACGACGACUGGGACGACAGCUCCACCGUGGCGGACGAGCCGGGCACCCCCCGGGACUUUGAGGGCAACGGGCCCUCCGGCUACAGAGUGUCAACAUCCUCCGCUGCGAGAGGUCAGCACCCCAAAAGCUCGGCCACGGUCGGCCGGAACCUGAACCGGUUCUCCACCUUCGUCAAGUCCGGAGGCGAGGCCUUCGUGCUGGGCGAGGCGGAGGGAUUCGUGAAGGACGGGGAUAAGAUCUGCGUGGUGAUGGGCCAGCACGGUCCCGAGUGGCAGGAGAACCCGUACCCGUUCACCUGCGCCAUCCACGACCCCACCAAGCAGACCAAGUUCAAAGGGAUGAAGAGCUACAUGUCCUACAGGCUGACGCCCACGCACACCGAGCAGCAGGUGCACCGACGCUACAAGCACUUCGACUGGCUGUACGCCCGCCUGGUGGAGAAGUUCCCGGUCAUCUCGGUGCCGCACAUCCCCGAGAAGCAGGCCACGGGGCGCUUCGAGGAGGACUUCAUUUCCAAGAGGCGGAAGGGCCUGAUCUGGUGGAUGAACCACAUGACCAGCCACCCGGUGCUGGCGCGCUGCGACGUCUUCCAGCACUUCCUCACCUGCAGCAGCACCGACGAGAAGAACUGGAAGAUGGGCAAGAGGAAGGCCGAGCGGGACGAGCUGGUGGGCGCCAACUUCUUCCUGACCAUCAGCACGCCGCCCGCCCCGUUGGACUUCCAGGAGGUGGAGAGCAAAAUCGACAGUUUCAAGUCCUUCGCCAAAAGGAUGGACGACGGCGCCCUGCAGCUCAACGCCACCGCCGGCGAGUUCGCUCGCAAGCAGAUGAGCGGCUUCCGGAAGGAGUACCACAAAAUGGGCGUGGCCUUCAAGGUCCUCAGCCAGGCUUUCGAGAUGGACCAGCAGGUCUACUCGGCCGGACUCAACCGGGCCAUCUCCUUGACGGGGGAAGCCUACGAAUCCAUCGGGGAUUACUUCGCCGAGCAGCCCGCCAAGGAUUUGGAGCCUAUUAUGGACCUGUUAGCGCUUUAUCAGGGACACCUGGACAACUACCCGGACAUCAUCCACGUGCAAAAAGGCGCCCUAACCAAAGUCAAGGAGAGCCAGCGUCACGUAGAGGAAGGCAAAAUGGAGGCGGCGCAGGCGGCGGACGGAGUCAGCGAACGCUGCAACAUCAUCUCGUGCGCCACGCUGGCCGAGAUCCAGCACUUCCACCGGAUCCGCGUGCGCGACUUCCGGGCACAAAUGCAGCACUUCCUGACGCAGCAGAUGGCCUUCUUCGGCAAAAUCACCGUCACGCUGGAGGAGGCGCUGCGCAAGUACGACGACGCCUAGAAAGCGGAGGAAUUCGUUUGCCACCGCGUGGAUGAAAAUGGCUGUCAAACUCAUUUUACUUCAUGGGGCCACUUUAAUGGCAAUUAGUUCUUAUGUGGGCAGGACCAGUUCAAUUUUGGCCAAAUAAGUUCACUCACUGGCAGUCACGAUGGAUUGGACGCCUAGUGCCGUCAAUGGCACUGAAACGUGAGCAUUCACAGCUAGUCCUCGCAGUUCAAGUAAAUUGGACGUCUAUUGUUGUCAAUGGAGCCAACUCGUUAAUUUCAGGUCACUUCCUUGUCAUUUUAGGGCACUUCCUGUACAUUUUGGUGCAUUCCGGGGUGACUUUCUCUAUAUUUUGGAUCAUUACGCCACUUCCGGAUCAUUGGUCACUUCCUGUUUAUUUUGGACAGUUUCCAGGGGACUUCCUAUUGAUUUCGGGUCACAUCCUGAAACAGAGCCUUGACAAACCAUUUUUAAAUGGGCUACUGCGUAAGUGUUUACACGUCCUCUCGCUGUGCCUUCUCCUUUUGUUACUAAAGCUUUGUAUCAUGUACAUGUUGAAUUGUAAUUGUUUUUACAAAAAGCCUUUCGCCGUAGACAGCUUAGAAUGAGACAUGGGAAGGUUUUAUUGGUCAGAUUUAUUUCUCAGCAAAUGAUAAUAUUAUGGAAUUUUUUUUUAGCUUUUGAGCAGUGCAAUUCCGAAAGCAAAAUGUGUCCAAAAGUGUAAAUAUGAGUGCAACAACAACAAAAAAUGGGCAUUUGGAAAAUAGGUUUGCUUAUGUUGAACGGGUCUAAAAACGACUGUAUUUUCCGCACUGUAAGACGCAUCGGAGUGCGAGGCGCACCUUCAAAAAAUGGCCUAUUUUAAAACUGUUUUCAUAUAAGGGCGCACCGCAUUAUAAGGCGCAGUAGUAGUAGUAGUGGUUGGAGUUGCGUUAUGCAUCCACUAGAUAGUGCUGCACGAAAGGGAAUGUCAUGCCAUGAUAUUGAUCCAUAUAGAAGGUGUACUGUCAGCUUUUGAGAAAAUUGAAGGCUUUUAGGUGCCACUCAUAGUGCGGAAAAUCAAGUGCAUUUAAUAAAUGAAUUCCUCGAUCGUUAGUGAAUGUUUCAAAAUGUGUCAAAUUUGCCAAGAAUGCUUUUUGAACAUGGUGGGCUUCUUGCCUGAUGUGGUCACAAGUGUUGUGCGGUUAUACCACACAUGAUUUUGGUUGCAUUGCAAUACAAG
Molecule: messenger RNA, 3108 nt
Organism: Corythoichthys intestinalis (scribbled pipefish)
Lineage: Eukaryota; Metazoa; Chordata; Actinopteri; Syngnathiformes; Syngnathidae
Gene: snx18a
Product: sorting nexin 18a
Exons: 2
Coding region: 252-1901 (549 amino acids)
Biological process (GO): endosomal transport; endocytosis; cleavage furrow formation
Cellular component (GO): plasma membrane; cytoplasmic vesicle
Molecular function (GO): protein binding; phosphatidylinositol binding
Source: RefSeq, a predicted model, not a curated record